Molecule: messenger RNA, 870 nt
Organism: Paramecium tetraurelia
Lineage: Eukaryota; Ciliophora; Oligohymenophorea; Peniculida; Parameciidae
Exons: 1
Source: RefSeq, a predicted model, not a curated record
AUGGGAUGCUUUGAAUCGCGGAAUAAAUCAAAAGAAGUGUCGAAUUAAAAUACUGAAUAACCUUAAACGCAUGAAGAUGUAAAGAUAGAUAUCCAAAAUAAGUAAGACCUUGAAAAUAAUACACCCAAAGAUAUAUAGAAAUAGAUAGUUAUUGAGCCUUCUAUUUCAAUUGAUGACGAUAAUAGCAGUAAUUAACCUAUGAAACAUUUCGAUGAAUAAAUUAGAAAUGCUUUUUUAAAAAAAUAGGCAAAACCUAAGAUUUAAAAAAAAAAUAUCCAUCGUGAUUUGUCUCCCAAAAGAAAUCAAGAAUAAAAGUUAACCGAUUUAAAAAGAUAUUCUUCUUAAAAAUGUAUUGAGGGAUACUAAAUAUCUAAAAACAAGUUGCUUCACUAAAAAUAUAGAUAAAUUAAUAGAAAUAGGAUGUAAAAUAGAAUAAAUAAACAUAUAUAAGAAUAAUAAUAAACUAAUUUACAAAAUAAUCAAAUACAAAUAAAUUAAUAGAUGAUUAUAGAGCCCUUAGAGGAACAAGAAGUAGCUGGUCAGUAUUCAAGAAAGAAUAGCGAAAGUCAGUGUUCACUUUUAGAGAUUGAUAUAAUUUGUUACAUUUGUCAGACAAAGAUUUAAACUAAUAUCUUCCAACCAGAUUGUUUGCACCAUUAUCAUUAAAAUUGCUUAUACGAAUUAAUUACUUAACAAAUCUCAAAGAAAUAAUUACAGAUUAAUUGUAUAUGCAAUAAAGUCAUUCCAACUAAAUUUAUUGCAUUUGUCUUAAAGUAGAAAGUUGAGAGUGAUCAUUAAAAUUCAGCCUAAGAUUAUUUGGAGACAUACUUUAAAAAUUAAUACGAUUUCUUAACAUAAAACUUAUUUUGA